Gordionus sp. m RMFG-2023 is the source of this 1764-nucleotide messenger RNA. RefSeq lists its product as uncharacterized. Gene Ontology annotation, molecular function: protein dimerization activity. The transcript is spliced from 5 exons. The record is from RefSeq and is a predicted model, not a curated record. Gene Ontology annotation, biological process: regulation of transcription by RNA polymerase II. Lineage: Eukaryota; Metazoa; Nematomorpha; Gordioida; Chordodea; Parachordodidae. Gene Ontology annotation, cellular component: nucleus. Bases 1 to 1764 code for a protein of 587 amino acids.
AUGAGAAGGGUUGGUAGUACCGCUGAUAUUUGCAACAAUUAUGAUAUCAAAUGUUAUAGCAAAAAUAUAAGUACGAGUAACCUUUCUCCUCACUUACUUAAUGUGCAUAAAAUAUCAGAAAAAACUAAUAAUAAUAAAUCCAUUCAAACUCUAAAAAUGUUUCUAAAGCCAACGCCAACAUGUAGCAAGAAUAUAAAAGAUAAAAAAUGGCUCUUAGGGCGAAAUUAUGUUUUGAUGUGCUGCUUAGAUUUAUUGCCAUUUGAUUCUAUAAGCAAUAAUGGGAUGACAGAUUUUCUAAAGAAAUAUAAGAUAAUUGAUUCCUCGUCAGAAUUGCCUAAUAGGACAACUAUUAGUCGGGGAGCACUUGAUGAUGUUUAUUGUUCUAUAAAGGCACAUGUUUUAAACCUGAUUGAUGCUGGUCCAAAAUUCUGUUCCAUUACUUUUGAUUUAUGGAACGAUCAUUUCAAGCGGCGAAAUUAUAUUAUAUUUAGUCUUCAUCAUUUAGAUGAAAAUUUUGAUUUAAAAUAUUUUACCCUGGCAACCCGAAAUGUGACUCAAAAGCAUACUGGGGAAAACAUAUUAUCGGAGAUUGAUGGUAUCGAAGAGGAGUUUCAUUUAAAAGCCAAAAUAAUACAAAUGGUAACUGAUGCAGGGGCAAAUGUCAAAAGAAGCGUCAGAUUGGGGGAUUAUGAGCAUCAUUUAUGCUUAGGCCAUGGACUACAUAAUUUGGUUACAGUUGAUGGCAUAAAAAAAGUUGCCAGAAUUGAUAAUCUCCUUAAAAAAAUUAGAGAAAUUAUUUCAGUCCCCAGAUAUCGAGUAGCUGAUUUGGAAUGUGAAAUUGAAGAUGAGCAUCGUAAAUGUCUCCAGUCAAUUUAUGAGACAGGUCAUAUCUUGGAUAUUGAUGAUUCUGAUCCAUACCUUGAUGACCAUUUUGAUAACGAAGCGGGUAAUAGAAAUGUCAUUACACCAACCAAUCUAUAUAAUACAAAAACGUUAAAAUUAAAUUGCCCUACCCGCUGGCACAGCAUAUUAAUUAUGCUAGAAAGUGUUCGUAGCGUGAACAAAAAUCCUAUUAAUAAUGUUUUGAAUAAAAUAGGAAAACAAUGUUUAAAACUUUUUAAUAAUGAAUGGGAUAUGAUUGACGAGCUUUAUGCCGUAUUAAUUCCAUUCCGAGAGUCGAUGGAAUUUCUUUCCUCACAAAAGGGAUCGACUAUAAAUUUAGGGUUAUUAUUUCGCAGUGAAAUAGAAACCCACAUACAGAUCAAUAUAUCUGAUUCCUCAGAUAUUAUUUGUUUAAAAGAAAAUAUGCAAAAAAAGCUUGACCAUAGGUUUCCCAUUACUGAACUUCAAAAAUUUAAACUUUUAGAAAAUGAUAAAAAUGCACAAAGUGAAAUCCAAGUUGAAGAUAAUGGGGAGACUUCCAGUUCUUAUAUCGCCAAAAUAGCUCGUAAACAUUCCAUUCCAGGCAGUGAUUAUAACAAUAUAAGUAAUUUAGAACAAGAAUGCCAUAUUUUGUUAAGCCAAAAUAAUAUCCCAGAAGAGGAUGCAUUAACCUUUUGGAAGAAAAAGCAACUGGAACUUCCUAGGCUUGCUAAUUUAUCUAGGAAGGUUCUUUGUAUACCUGCAACCAGUACACCCAGCGAAAGAAUUUUUUCCAUUGCUGGAUUAAUACUCAAUGCAAAAAGGACUUCUUUAUGUCCCACCAAUCUUAAUAAAAUUCUAUUUAUUCAUGAUAAUUAUAAUUUAGCUAAAUCUGAAUUCUGA